AUGAGCCUGAUCCCAUUCGCCCUGGACCCCUUCUUCGGGGACGACUUCUUCCACCCCCUGCGCAGCAGCCGUGCUCUGACUACAUCUGGACCCCAGCUGGCUCGCGGCGUGGCCAUCGAUGUCUCGGAGGACAAGAGCAAGUUCUUGAUCAAGGCCGACAUCCCUGGAGUGAACAAGGAGGAUAUCAAGGUCACAACCGAGGGCGAUACCCUGUCACUGAGUGUAGAGAAGACAGAGGAGAAGAAGGAGGAGGACCCUGAGACCAAGUUCCACAGAUUCGAGCGCUCGACCUCCUUUGUCUCUCGAUCUGUACGCCUGCCCAAGAAUGCAGACCUGGCAGCCAUCAAGGCGAACUACAAGGAUGGUGUGCUCAGCCUUGAGGUCCCCAAGCAUGACGAGAAGGAGAUUGCGCCCCGCCGAAUUGCCAUCAACUAG
Molecule: messenger RNA, 435 nt
Organism: Auxenochlorella protothecoides
Lineage: Eukaryota; Viridiplantae; Chlorophyta; Trebouxiophyceae; Chlorellales; Chlorellaceae
Product: 17.6 kDa class I heat shock protein 3
Exons: 3
Coding region: 1-435 (144 amino acids)
Biological process (GO): protein complex oligomerization; response to salt stress; protein folding
Source: RefSeq, a predicted model, not a curated record